This is a messenger RNA of Cyprinodon tularosa, 1392 nucleotides long. RefSeq names its product F-box protein 32 (gene fbxo32). The record is from RefSeq and is a predicted model, not a curated record. Gene Ontology annotation, molecular function: protein binding. The coding region runs from base 129 to 1181 and encodes 350 amino acids. Gene Ontology annotation, cellular component: cytoplasm; nucleus; SCF ubiquitin ligase complex. The transcript is spliced from 9 exons. Gene Ontology annotation, biological process: protein ubiquitination. Lineage: Eukaryota; Metazoa; Chordata; Actinopteri; Cyprinodontiformes; Cyprinodontidae.
UCAACACAAGCACACAAACGCACUUAACAUUAGAAGGGACGCACAGAAACAAACUGUUUUUUUAAUCUUUAUUAUUUCUUUCCCAGAGCUUUUAACUGAAGGGUUUAGCUGCAAGUUACCGAGUCGCGAUGCCUUUUCUCGGACAGGACUGGAGGUCACCGGGUCAGAACUGGGUCAAAACCGAAGAAGGAUGGAAAAAGAGGACAGCAGAAGACAAAAACAACAACGUCUCUGUGGAGAGCUUCUGCAACAAGGAGAACCUGCUGCUCUCUCUCAGCUAUGACGUGUCAGCCAAGAAGAGGAAAAAGGAUCUGAUGAACAACAACGACUCCAAAGUCCCCUAUUUCCAUCGGGAAAAGUGGAUUUAUGUUCAUAAGGGAAGCACCAAGGAGCGCCACGGAUAUUGUACACUGGGAGAGGCCUUCAACCGCUUGGAUUUCUCAAGCGCCAUCAAGGACACGAGGAGAUUUAAUUACGUUGUCAGACUACUGGAGCUUAUCGCCAAGUCGCAGCUCCCGUCGCUCAGCGGUGUGGCGCAGAAAAACUACAUGAAUAUUCUGGAGAGGGUUGUUCAGAAAGUUCUGGAUGACCAGCAGAACGUCCGCCCCAUCAAGGAGCUGCUGCAGACGCUGUACGUCUCGCUGUGUGGUCUCGUUCAGGACAUGGGCAAGUCGGUGCUGGUGGGGAACAUAAACACCUGGGUGCACCGCAUGGAGAACAUCCUGCAGUGGCACCAGCAGCUGAACAACAUCCAGAUCAACAGACCUACAUCAACAGGGAUGACCCUGACAGACCUGCCUUCCAGUCUGCAGCUAAACAUCAUGCAGCGACUAACAGACGGCAGGGACCUUGUAUGCCUGGGCCAGGUGUGUCCGGAGCUCGGGAGCCUAGCUGAGGACCGCCUGCUGUGGAAGAAACUCUGCCAGUACCACUUCACAGACAGACAGAUCCGCAAGCGUCUGAUGGUUUCAGAGAAAGGUCACCUAGAGUGGAAGAAAAUGUACUUCAAACUGAGCCGCUGCUACCCUCACAGAGAGCAGUACAGCGACACCUUGCACCUCUGCACACUCUGCCACAUCCUUUUCUGGAAGGAUACCAACCAUCCAUGCCCGGCCAACAACCCUGAAAGCUACACCACCUCCCUCUCCCCUCAGGACUUUAUCAGUCUGUUUAAUUUCUGAUCCCCUGCAACAAACACUCCCCUUCUCCUUCAGAACACCCCAGAAGUACGGACUGGACUGUACAUACUGUUCUUUGUACAUACAAAUGUUUUUGUUUCAUAUCUCAUUCAUGUCCUGGAUGUAUAUAUUUACUUACGGCAUGGAUCUGGAGGGAAUGCAGGCUGUGGGACAAUUAUGCAAUUUGAUUUAGUUUUGAAUUUUUGGGUGAGAA